CUGACUUCCGAGCUGUUAUGCAGUGUAGUUUGAUACCAGUUUACCGUCGUUUCAAAGGCUUUUACUGCCAUUAUCAUCAGAGCGAUGAGAACUUUGGUUUGGUUUGGUGUACUUUUUAACCACGGAAACUUUUUCUUCUAUUUUGUUUUUGAGAACGUGUGGAACUACCUACUGCUGCCUUCGACCACAUACAUAUUAGGAAAAAUAGUUUUAUUAACUGUAGAUUGUGUGCUAUCACCUGUGUAUUCAGUGGUUGAAAUAUCUGUAGUAAGAACUGCUACAAUUUCCACAGAUGAGUUGCCGAAUUGGGACGUAGAUUGAAAUGCUUGGUGCUUGUGUAAACGUAAGGUUAGAAGGAGAAAACGUUUUUGGGAAAUUGUUAGGAAUGCUGCGAUGUUAAAUUUCUUAAAUGAGAAUGAUUUAAGCAGUCUUUGUAGCUACAGUACUGUACGUAUGUGAGUGUUGAUGUAUGUGUGUCAUGCGCUUACAGUCUGUAUUGAAAUUGGUGAACACGCGCUUGGCAGUUUUUCCUGUACGAUUUUUUGAAACACGUCAGAAAAUGCAGAAUGCCUACAUUCGUUACCAGGAUGGGGCAGACCAGUUUCAGUUGUCUUUUCAACUAAAAAAUGAAUUGCUUGGAGUUGAUCGCCAAUUUAAUUUCAGUAGACAGUUGUCGGAAAAAGUAAACGACUUUCUAGCUAGAAUAACCAGCAGUAUUGAAAGAAAUGCAAAUAAAAAGAAAAAGAGGAAAGGGACCUGUGAGAAGGAACAAGAAGAAGAAUCUAGCAAAAUCCACGUCAAUUUAUUGCAUGGUGGAGAGGUAGUUUCUGGUGAUCAAGCAUGUAAGGACAUCCUAUUUGAUAAUGGAUUAUGUCUUCAGAUACUGGAUACAGUUUUUUCUGUAAUCUUAAAUGCACCAUGGGUUGCUUUGAUCACACUUCCAAGUAGCAUAAUGGCAGGGUUUCCUGCUUAUCCAUUAAAACUAGAAGUAUUAUUUGCUGAUAAAUCUGAUUGCAGUUUUUGUUGGUAUAAGAAUACCAGUGUUACAGUUGGGAAAAAAGUACCAGCAAACUGGGUUGAAGUAGGAUCUGGCUACUAUUUUGUACCCAGUAUAAGUGACAUAGGUUGCUUUCUGAAGUUGGUUUGUGUACCACAAAAUGGGAGUGUAUGUGGCCCUAUAUCUGAAGUUGUAUCGACAAAUCCUGUUGAAGCAGGACCAGGUGCGUGUCCAUUUGAGUUGAGACAUGCAUUUACAAAGGAAUGGCUUAAUGGACAAAAGUUCCGAGUUGUGUCGUACAAUAUCCUUGCUGAUUUAUAUGCUGACUCUGAGGUGUCACGCAAACAGCUGUAUCCAUAUUGCCCACCCUAUGCACUUAGCAUAGAUUACAGAAAGCAGCUUAUUCUGAAAGAAUUGUUAGGUUAUAAUGCUGAUAUAAUUUGCCUGCAAGAAGUAGAUUACAAGGUGUUUUCUAAUGACCUAAUUCCCACUUUGUCAUCUGUAGGAUAUAGUGGUGUAUUUCAUAAGAAAGGUGGAGCUGUUUCAGAAGGAUUAGCAUGCAUUUUUCAUAAAUCAAGAUUUAAGUGUGUGUCAUCACAUAACAUUCAUCUUGCUGAAGAAUUGAAAUCAAACCCAUUAUUUGCUGAUAUCUGGAAUAAAGUAAAAGAUUAUGAAGCUCUUGUAAGUCGAAUCAUUGAGAGGACAACCUGUUCUGAGUUUGUGGUGUUGGAUAGUGUGGAUGAUUCAAAUGAGAGAAUUAUUGUAGCUAACACACACCAGUACUUCCAUCCUGAUGCAGAUCACAUUCGACUGUUACAAAGUGGCAUGACUGUAACUUUCUUGGAGCAUCUUGUGGCACAGGCAACUGCAGAGAAUCAAGCGAAGAGGGUGUCCUAUGUCUUUUGUGGUGACUUCAACAGCACACCAGAAUGUGGUGUGUAUAGGCUGAUAACAACACAAUAUGUACCAGAAGACUGCAUUGAUUGGACCAGUAAUAAAGAUGAAGAAGUGAAAGGUGUUUCACUGUCACAUUCACUCCAUCUAGCUAGUGUGUAUGGUACACCAGAGUUCACAAACUUCACUGUGGGGUUUGCUGGUUGCCUUGACUACAUCUUUUAUCAGAGUAAUCGGUUAAAUGUUGACCAGGUGAUUCCUUUGCCCAGCAUUGAAGAAUUGCAGCAGUAUGUUGCUCUACCCAGCGUAGUGUUUCCAUCUGACCAUGUAGCACUGGUAGCAGAUCUGUCUUGGAAGUAGGAUUAUUGCAUUUUAUUUGUAGUACAGUGGUAAGAAUAUUCAUCUGUUUUAGAUCAUUGUCUUCUGGGUUAUUACAUGGUGUAGUCUUGUAGAUGGUUAUCAUUAUUUCUGUAGAACCUGUUGCUUCCGUGUUCAGUGCAGAAGUGAGUACAGGUGGAGUGUGGAGUUGAAACUAGAAGAUUUUGGAAAUCAGAGCCAGUGAUUGGGAGAAGAGGUAUAGAUUAUAUAAUCCAUCAAAAUCCUAGUCCUACUCACUUCUACCCAAAGAUGGAGACAUUUGUUCCCUCCAGACUAUUGAUAACCACCUACAUGACUACAUGGUGUCUCAUAAGUCAGAACAAAAAUGUAAACACUUAUCACCCUGAAACCUCGAAACUCAGAAUCAUCUGUGUGUUAACAUUGAUAUUUAUACUGUGUUACAUGUAAGUAGAUCAUUAUUUAGCCAGGAGUUAUGUGUAUGUUGUACAAUUUUGGGAAUAUUAAUUAAAGUAACAGACACCAUC
This is a messenger RNA of Zootermopsis nevadensis, 2754 nucleotides long. Lineage: Eukaryota; Metazoa; Arthropoda; Insecta; Blattodea; Termopsidae. The record is from RefSeq and is a predicted model, not a curated record.